Molecule: messenger RNA, 2324 nt
Organism: Glycine soja
Lineage: Eukaryota; Viridiplantae; Streptophyta; Magnoliopsida; Fabales; Fabaceae
Product: cationic amino acid transporter 8, vacuolar
Exons: 1
Coding region: 163-1941 (592 amino acids)
Biological process (GO): transmembrane transport; amino acid transport
Cellular component (GO): plasma membrane
Molecular function (GO): amino acid transmembrane transporter activity
Source: RefSeq, a predicted model, not a curated record
AAAAUUGUUAAAUCGUGAACCUCGUGUGGAAUAUCGGCUACAGUGAGAUCCCUUAUAAAAUGGAAAAAUAUCUGCCCAUGACCUACCCAAUAAGAACAGAGAGUUGGAAUCUGGUGAAAGUCAGCCACUGUUCACACCAACGGACAUUAUUCGACGGUGACGAUGGAACCGGCGUCGUCCUCGUCCUCAUCGGAGCACCACCGAAGCUACUGGCGGUGGAGCAAGUGCGACUUCUUCCCCGAGAAGUCAUUCGAGAACGGGAAAUCCUACCGCGCAGCCCUGGCCGCCACGUGUCCGCGCCUCAAGGACCGGCUCCUGAACCGGUCGAGCGACGCGCACGAGCUCCUGGUGCUCCCACGCACCAGCGAGCACCGCAUGAAUCGCUGCCUCACGUGGUGGGAUCUGACCUGGCUGGCCUUCGGGUCCGUGGUGGGUUCCGGCAUCUUCGUGGUCACCGGGCAGGAGGCCCGCCUCCACGCCGGCCCUGCCAUCGUCCUAUCCUACGCCGCCUCCGGCUUCUCGGCCCUCCUCUCCGCCCUCUGCUACACCGAGUUCGCCGUCGACAUCCCCGUCGCCGGCGGCUCCUUCUCCUUCCUCCGCAUCGAGCUCGGUGACUUCCUCGCCUUCGUGGCGGCCGGCAACAUUCUCCUCGAAGCCCUCGUCGGUGCUGCCGGCCUCGGGCGCUCCUGGUCCUCGUACUUCGCCAGCAUGGUCAAAUCCGACCCCGACUUCUUCCGAAUCCACGUCCCCUCCUUCAAACCCGGGUUCGACAUGCUCGAUCCUCUCGCCGUCGCUGUUCUCCUCAUCGCCAAUGGCAUCGCCGUCAGCGGCACUCGCAGAACCUCCCUCUUAACCUGGCUCACUUCCGUCAUCACCGUCUUCAUCAUCGCCUUCAUCAUCGUAGUCGGCUUCGUCCACGGAAAAGCCUCCAACUUGACGCCGUUUCUCCCUUACGGCGUCGACGGCGUCUUCAACGCCGCCGCAGUAGUGUAUUGGUCCUACUCCGGUUUCGACAUGGUUGCCACCAUGGCGGAAGAAACAAAGAACCCUUCGAGGGAUAUCCCUAUUGGCUUAGUUGGAUCAUUGUCGAUGAUUACUGUUAUUUACUGCUUGAUGGCAUUAUCCCUUGUGACUAUGGUUAAUUACACCCAGAUUGACGUUGAUGCAGCUUAUUCUGUAGCUUUUGUUCAAAUUGGAAUGAGUUGGGCUAAGUACCUUGUGAGCCUUUGUGCCUUGAAGGGAAUGACUACUAGCUUGCUUGUUGGGUCAAUGGGGCAAGCUAGGUACACUACUCAGAUUGCAAGGUCGCACAUGAUCCCACCCUUUUUCGCAUUGGUUCACCCGAAAACCGGAACCCCUGUGAAUGCCACUCUCUUGACCACUAUUAGUAGCUCUGUCAUCGCUCUUUUCUCAAGCUUGGAUGUUUUGUCUAGUGUUUUUUCUAUCAGCACCCUUUUCAUUUUCAUGCUCAUGGCCGUUGCGUUGCUUGUGAGGAGAUAUUAUGUGAGGGAGAGUACUGCCAAGAGUGACUUGGUCAGAGUUCUUGUGUGCUUGUUUGUUAUUAUUGGUUCUUCUGUUGUUGGUGCUGCACUUUGGCACUCAGGGAAGCUGGGUUGGAUCGGUUACACUGUUGCUGCUUGUGUUUGGUUUUUGGGCACUUUGGGAAUGAGUUUUCUUCCUAAGCAGAGGGCUCCUAAGGUGUGGGGGGUUCCCUUGGUUCCGUGGCUGCCCUCAUUGUCCGUUGCCACGAACCUCUUUCUCAUGGGAUCCUUGAGUUCUGAGGCUUAUUGGAGGUUCUUAAUUUGCACUGCUGUUAUGUUUGUGUACUAUUUUUUUGUGGCUGUACAUGCAACUUAUGAUGUGGACCAUCAAGAUAACGGUCUAGAAGGAAAGAAUGAUGAAGGAGUGGGAGAUAAUAAUACCAAUCAAGGGGUGAUAUAGAGAGUUUCCAAGAACAAUUCCUUGUUACUGCUAGCUGCUUAAUAAUGUUGCUAUUGCAUAAUUGUAUAGAUGCAUCAUUUAAGAUUUCAUGGUUUUGUGAGGCUCUGGGCAUAAUGUUCUCUGCUCAGCAUUGAAUUGAAAUUAGCCUGUCGGUGACAAUGCUGGUUGUAUUGGGUUCUCUUUUGUGUGGACAUUAGUGUGUGAUUUGAUACCAUAAUGUUGUCAUAUGUUUGAACCCGUGCAACACACGGGAUUUAAGUUAUUUUUAGAUUUUUACAUAGGUGAAGAAUUUUAUAUUCUUAUAAUAAAAAUAUGUUAGAUAAUGUGUAUAAGAUGCAAACUUCCUUUGAGGAUGUUAAAAUGAUGUUUUAGUUUCAGUUUCA